Molecule: messenger RNA, 1301 nt
Organism: Lytechinus variegatus (green sea urchin)
Lineage: Eukaryota; Metazoa; Echinodermata; Echinoidea; Temnopleuroida; Toxopneustidae
Exons: 4
Coding region: 153-1148 (331 amino acids)
Cellular component (GO): membrane
Source: RefSeq, a predicted model, not a curated record
AGAUUCGAGAGGGCUAGUUGGUAAACGAAGAUCUAGAAAAAUAGGGUUUUGGGAAUAGUUGUGAAUUGAUAUUCAUCUGAUGCAGACGGGAUAGAAAUAAUUGGAUAUAGUAUUUUGACUAGACGAUUGACAAAUCGGCUUGAUAAUCAACCAUGGCGUCCGAGCAUGAUUUCCUCUUCUUAUUCUUGGCGCUCUUCACGCUCGUCAUGUUUGUCUUAACACAAGUCCUCAGUGCUCUUGCUACUGUACCUGGGGAUCCAGCUGGUUGGUUUCCUAACACCACCGAAGAAGUGUCCGAUGCGUACCCGGUCUUGGUUACCCCAGCAGGAUGGACCUUCUUAGUCUGGGCUAUCAUCUACAUCUGGAUGCUGAUCUAUGUCAUCUACAUCCUUACCACCAUCUGUCGAAGGAACAAGAAUGGACCGGUCUACAUGAACCCACCCGUCAUCACAGCAAACUUCCUCGCCUUCUUCACGCUGAACCUCGCCUUCAACAUCGUCUGGCUGUUCUUGUUCAGUAGGAGGGAGUUCGCCUGGUCGUUGGCCGAUUCGUGCCUGUUGGCGUUCUCCGCCUAUAUCUGUCUCUGGAUCAGUCAUCGCAACGUGGAGAAAUAUCGUGAUGUCAUGGAAACUAAUCACAAGGUUGAUCUGUGGUGCAAUCGAAUCCUUCUUCAGAAUGGUUUAGCUGUAUACGCAACGUGGACCACUAUCGCAACACUGAUCAAUCUUUCCAUCGCCCUCACCUACCUUGCUGACGUCAAGAACCUAUCAGCUAGUCUCAUCUCUCUCUCAAUCCUCACCGCCGAGGUCGUCGUCUAUUUCGUCGUCGAUACCUUCUACUGGGACCGAUACCUUCGUUAUACAUUCACCGUCUACCCCACCGUCAUUUGGGCCCUGUCCGGGGUCCUGUCUGAGAAUUGGGACCCGGACACGAAGACGUCGAUCUUCAACGCCGUUUUGCUGGCAGUAGGAUGUCUAUGUUUCGUCAUUAAGAUUGUCUUAGUGGUGUUUGUUAGGGACCAAUUGGAUUCCAAACCUUUUCCACAGUCAUCAGGGAAGGUUAAUAAGUACAUGCUAAAUGACGAGGAAAGUGACAUACCGAGUAUCACAAUGACAAAUAAGAAGCUUUACGAUAAUGCAGUUAAUUAAACAGAGAUAUGUAAUUGAAAGGAAUCCUCUUUUCUCUUUGUACAAAGCGGACAUUGUUGUAUGCAGGGCAACCGGAUAGGAGUUGGGAUGAUGUUGCCCUACGAAAGAUAAAAGUGUAUAAAAAGAAAAGAAGAGGAAGAAGAAGAAAACAAA